CUGUGUGGUGGCAGUGUUUGUCUCGCCCUUCUGCCUACUGGAAUCGGGUCUUCUGUCCUCCUCCUCAUUCUUCUCCCGCCUGCUGUGUGACUUGUUCUCGUCAUCUUCCUCGGUGUUCGUGUUCGUGUUGGUGGUGGUGUUGCUCUUCGGUGCUUCUGUUGGAUCUCCGCUCAAUAUGAAGGCGUUCGUUGCGUCUCUCUGCUUCCUCCUCCUGCUGGGACACUCCUGCAGGGGGGAUGACAUGCUGAAGGCGCGAUGAACACGGCAGUGAAUGAAGUGGACGCUACUGAGAAUCCUAUGGCGGCGGAGGAGGAGGGGAAAGCGCCGCCACCCAGCCUUGACACACAUCCUGAGGACUCCCAUCCCGCCUCCAGUCAAGUGUCCCUGCGCCCUCUGUCCUUCCAGAGACACCCUGAUAGGACGCGUGAUCCCCAGGCAGCCCCCAGUCCCCGCCCCCUUGGUCAGUACCCAAGAGUCACCUUCUCGUAUCGCCACGGCCUCCCCGCCACACGUCGUCAGCCUCUCAGGCGGGACUACGGCGUGGUCCCUCGUCCUGCCCCUCACGGUCUCUACAGCCCCUACAGGUUCUCGCGUCCUCACUUACCCUUCGUGUCUGAUCGUGCCGUGCCCUUCAGAGGAUCUGUACGCCCUGACGGUGCCUCCUCCAGGUUUCCCGAUGCUCCCACGCCAUCUGUACCGCAGCCACUUCCCCACUUUCAUCCCUUCACGCCCUCCUCACUUGAACCUCGCCCUAUCACACCCAACACGGUUCUCGUCCCACCCUCACCCAUGCUGAGCCCAGUAACCUUCCCGCCACCGCUCCUCGUCCCCCGCCCGGUUACCCCCACGACUCCUGACGACUCCUUCCUCAGCCAAGUGGACGUGAGGGCUGCGGGAGUGUUCCCCAGCGACCUCUUGCCCCAAGACCCCACUGGACCCGUCGGUGAUCCCGCCAGCCACGUUGAUAAUAUCAAUGACCUCCAUGCCCCCACCACUGACCCCAGGAACCUUUUCUAUGACCCCAGGAACUUUGUGCGGCCUAACGUUGACCUCACAGAUAUCGUUGACCUUCGGGUUGCUCUCCCAGAUCAAGAUAGUGGUAUCUUCCUUGCCCCGGACAUGAGACCUUCUGGUUCCUCUGUCAGCCGCUCUUUCGUCAACCAGAACCGUCCAUGCUCCGCCAACACCAAGGUCGUUAGAAGUCGCAUCGUUAACCCACCGCCCUUCGUAACCCAUGAGCCAAAGUCACAUGGAGUAACCAGGACGUUUGUUGACCGCGGUGACAACUUCGUUAAUCCCCUCACCACUCCUAUCGUUGACCGGGACGGGAAUGUCAUUAACCAGGGAGUCCCGUCCUUAGCUAACUACUACACACACUUCACUGACAGGGAAGAAUCCUUCGAGAAUCCUGCGCCUCAGGGUUGCGUUAAUGCAGGAGAUCCUUUCGUUAACCAAGAUGUCCAGGCUCUCGAUAACCGCCCUCCUUUCGUUGACCAUGACACUGUGUUUGCUAGCCACGGUGUGAGGUAUCCUAUCACUCAUCCUGCAGCUGCUCACAGGAUUCCCCCGCAGGAUCUCAGUGCAGUGUUGGUCAGCCGUCCUUUCCCGCGCUACGCUCCCUAUCCAGUUCCCUCUGGCGGCCACUACGGGUACUAUUACCGCAGGAGUCCUAAUUAUGGUGGUUAUUAGUCAAAAGGACAUUGGUGGUUCCUCUUUCUAUUCCUGUUUUCUUUUUCUUCGUCUUUUAUUUCUCGUCCUCCUCCUCCUCCUCCUCCUCCUCCUCCUCCUCC
Portunus trituberculatus (swimming crab) is the source of this 1790-nucleotide messenger RNA. RefSeq lists its product as uncharacterized. The record is from RefSeq and is a predicted model, not a curated record. Bases 256 to 1689 code for a protein of 477 amino acids. Lineage: Eukaryota; Metazoa; Arthropoda; Malacostraca; Decapoda; Portunidae. The transcript has 2 exons.